This is a messenger RNA of Humulus lupulus (European hop), 713 nucleotides long. RefSeq names its product signal peptidase complex subunit 1-like. Lineage: Eukaryota; Viridiplantae; Streptophyta; Magnoliopsida; Rosales; Cannabaceae. The coding region runs from base 201 to 482 and encodes 93 amino acids. Gene Ontology annotation, cellular component: endoplasmic reticulum membrane; signal peptidase complex. Gene Ontology annotation, biological process: protein targeting to ER. The record is from RefSeq and is a predicted model, not a curated record. The transcript is spliced from 2 exons.
AUCAUUUAGAAAUUAAAAAAGAGUAAAAACUGAACCGAAAAUAACAUUUCUGUUCCACUCUCGACCUCUCCUCCAUUCCCACCCGACUGGCAUAUCCACCACGCCUUAACCUCGCCGAUUCUUUCCGUAGAGUUCAGCGGCGGCGGAGUUCGGCUCUUUGCUCGUGGUGUUCAGCUGUGGUCUUCCGUGCGCUCCUCAGGAUGGAUUGGCAAGGGCAAAAGCUAGCAGAGCAACUGAUGCAGAUUUUACUAUUAGCAUCUGCAGUGGUGGGAUUUGGAGUGGGUUAUGUGAUGGGCUCGUUCCAGAUGAUGGUUCUCAUUUAUGCUGGUGGUGUGGUUCUCACCACAUUGGUCACUAUCCCAAAUUGGCCCUUUUUCAAUCGCCACCCUUUGAAGUGGUUGGACCCAAGCGAAAGUGAAAAGCACCCCAAGCCGCAGCGGCAGCAGCCUGUGACUUCCAAGAAGAAAUCCUCGAAGAAAUAGAUGGGAGCUAGGCCAAUUUGACUGAUCAUAAUAAAACUGAACUAUGGUUUUUAGUGUUUUUAUCCUUGAGUUCUGAUUUGCCUGUUCUAGCAAUGUCAAUGGAUUUUGUUUUACCAAGACUUUAGGUUCAUAUCAAUAGAUUUUAUCACUUACUAGAGUUUACUUUUUAAAAUUUUGUAUUUACCAUUUACCAUUUACCAAUGAUCGUGGGCAAAUCUUUUGUUGGUUUCA